Fundulus heteroclitus (mummichog) is the source of this 3873-nucleotide messenger RNA. RefSeq names its product segment polarity protein dishevelled homolog DVL-3. The record is from RefSeq and is a predicted model, not a curated record. Gene Ontology annotation, cellular component: cytosol. The transcript has 15 exons. Gene Ontology annotation, molecular function: frizzled binding. Lineage: Eukaryota; Metazoa; Chordata; Actinopteri; Cyprinodontiformes; Fundulidae. Gene Ontology annotation, biological process: intracellular signal transduction; canonical Wnt signaling pathway. Bases 465 to 2534 code for a protein of 689 amino acids.
CCUUCUUUUUUUUGUGUUUCGUGGGCAACAAAGUACCGAGCUUGGCAGUUACCAAGGGAAAGCCACCCUAUCUGAGAAUCUUCAUUUUGCUUCUUUUAAAACUUAUUUUUUUCCACUUUUUCCUCCUCAAACCUUUGCGCAACCAACCCGGAGUUUAACUGAACCCGAAUCAGCCGUGGUUCGGUGUUUGGACGGUGCUGGGACGCUUCGUGGAGGAGCAAGUUUUCCCCCUUUUAUUUUUAGCGUUCAGUCAGACGUUUUGUUGAGCUGUCGCGGUGGGGGAGAAAAAAAAAACCCGAACCAGGACUAAAACCGGCGAGUUGACGAGUCAGAAACACAGAGUAGAACCGCGGCCCGGCCGCCGCCGCUACCAGCGCAACGGGGAGUCGGGGCCCGAGAGGGAGCCUGCCAGGCCCUCGGCUUGAUGCACCCAGCCUGCCUUGCUGCCACAGCCACAGUCCGAGAUGGGGGAAACCAAAAUCAUCUACCACCUCGACGACCAGGAGACACCGUACCUCGUAAAGCUGGCCGUGCCCGCAGACAGAGUCACCCUCGCGGACUUCAAAAACGUCCUGAAGAAGCCAAACUACAAGUUCUUCUUCAAAUCCAUGGACGAUGACUUCGGAGUGGUGAAGGAAGAGAUCUCCGACGACAACGCCAAGCUGCCCUGCUUCAAUGGACGCGUGGUGUCAUGGCUGGUGUCGGGAGAUGGAGCUCACACAGACACGGGCUCGGUGGCCGACAGCUUAGAGCAGACGCCGGCUUUGGAGAGAACCGGUGGCAUCGGAGACUCAAGACCACCGUCCUACCAUGGGAAAGCAGCAAGCGGGCGGGACAGCCUGGACAAUGACACAGAAACCGGCUCCAUUGUGUCGCAAAGGAGGGACAGGGAGAGGGAGAGGGAGAGGCCGAGACGGAAGCACACAAACAACGAGCACGGUGGGCGGCAGAACGGAUAUUCAUCACGAGCGCUGGGACGCGGAGCCGCCGACUACGACAGCUGCUCAUCCUUCAUGAGCAGCGAGCUGGAGUCCACGUCCUGCUUUGAUUCAGAGGACGACGACGCCACCAGCAGGUUUAGCAGCUCCACCGAGCAGAGCUCGUCUAGGUUAAUGAGACGACACCGCCGUCGCCGACGGAAACCAAAGGCUUCCAAUAUGGACAGGUCUUCCUCGUUCAGCAGCAUCACAGAUUCUACCAUGUCUCUGAACAUCAUCACCGUAGUUCUUAACAUGGAGAAGUACAACUUCUUGGGCAUCAGUAUUGUGGGUCAGAGCAAUGAGAGAGGAGACGGUGGGAUCUACAUUGGCUCUAUUAUGAAAGGAGGAGCUGUGGCUGCAGAUGGACGCAUAGAGCCUGGGGACAUGCUCUUGCAGGUGAAUGACGUAAACUUUGAGAACAUGAGUAACGACGAUGCAGUCCGGGUGCUGAGGGACAUCGUGCACAAGCCAGGGCCCAUUACUCUGACUGUUGCCAAGUGCUGGGACCCAAACCCCCGAAGCUGUUUUGCUCUUCCCAGGAGCGAGCCCAUUCGGCCCAUUGACCCUGCUGCAUGGGUGUCACACACAGCCGCCAUGACCGGCGUUUACCCCCCGUAUGGCAUGAGCCCUUCUAUGAGCACGGUCACCUCCACCAGCUCCUCCAUCAGCAGCUCCAUUCCAGAGACUGAAAGAUUUGAUGACUUUCAUCUCUCGAUCCAUAGCGACAUGGCAACGGUUGCUAAGGCUAUGGCCUGUCCAGAGUCUGGUCUGGAGGUGCGGGACAGGAUGUGGCUCAAGAUAACAAUCGCCAACGCCUUUAUUGGGUCUGAUGUGGUGGACUGGCUCUUCCAUCAUGUAGAAGGGUUCUCAGAUCGUCGGGAAGCACGUAAAUACGCCAGCAACCUGCUGAAAGCCGGCUACAUACGGCACACUGUUAAUAAGAUAACCUUUUCUGAACAGUGCUACUAUGUCUUUGGGGACCUCUGUGGCAAUAUGGCCCACCUCUCCCUACAAGACCACGAUGGUUCCAGUGGGGGGGCCUCAGACCAGGACACAGUGCCACCUCUACCCCACCCAGGCGCUGCUCCCUGGCCAAUGCCUCUGCCUUAUCAGUUCCCCAUUCCGCAUCCGUAUGACCUGCCGCAGCCUUUCCACGGGGGGCCAGCAGCCGGCAGCGCUGGGAGCCAGCACAGCGGAAGCAGUGGCUCUAACUGCAGCAAGAACGAGGGCCGUAAAUCCGGCGGCAGUGGCAGCGAAUCCGAGAUCAGGAGCCACAGAGCUCCCAGCGAGCGCUCAGUGGCCCCCCCCAGUGAGCGCAGCAUCCGUAGCUCUGUCAGCCACCGCAGUGCCAACUCCCAUUCUAUAGCCUACGGGCCCGGUCUGGUCUACGGGCCCCCCGGGCUGCCCCCCCAGCCCGCGCAUCUGUCCACCGCUGCGCCCGGCGCUCCAAAGGGCAGGGAGCUGACGUCUGUGCCUCCCGAGCUGACGGCGUCGCGCCAGUCUCUGCGCAUGGCAGUGGGCAACGCCGGAGAGUUCUUUGUUGACGUGAUGUGACAAUGUGUUGGGAGUUUGUAAUAAAGUAGCAGGUUGGAUGUUCUCAUCGCCCUUUUGGGUGAGGAGGACAUCGUGACAUGUCAAAGGAGCCAGGCAAGAUUGCAAAAAAAGCUGUAUCUCAAGGUUUUGAUAACUUUUCCAGAAGCAGAAGACCAAUCCAGUUUUGCAUGCUGAUAAAAAAAAAAAAAAAAAAUAGAUGUCCUCAUCACUUGUGCUUUUCUCCCAAGUAGUAAUGCCCAUACUUUCUUCAGUGAAGAAACACCCUUGCUCAAGAUGGAACCAAAGUGUCUUUUUCAGGGGGAGGGGGUUGUUUGAGGAUCUGGUGGAAACAUUCAACCGGGAAGAUGACUCAGCUCAAAUCCACGCGGACGCUUUUCAUUUGUGCUGCUCUUUACUCUCCCCACCUCUGCUCUGCUUUCCUUAUCUCUUCUGUCCACUCCCACUGCUCUCCAUGUCAAAAAAACAAAACUAAGUUCAGCCCCCCCUCCCCUCUCCCCCGUUCUUUUAGUCUGCACUAUGACCUCUAACAAUGGGGGAAAAAAGCUGAAGAACACUAAACAUGAACUUUGAUUCAAAUGUUUUUGAAUAUUUGCUUGGCAUAACAGAGGAGGAAAGAAAUUAUACAUUUUGUAUGUAGAAUUGCAGUUUUUGUACUGUAAUAUGGCAUUUGUUUUAUUAUAUACUAGGGUUGUCACAAUACUACAUUUCAAACUCCGUACUAUUUGCUAUACAGUAGUGAUUUUUUUUUAAUGGCACGGUUUUAUUUCUGGUUUAGAGCAAAAAAAAUAUUAAAUUACUAAAUGCUUAACUUUAACAAAAAAACAAAAAGUAGGGGACAAUUCAACCCCCAUUUAGAAAAUUGACAAUUUAUGUGUGACUUCUUUAUUUUACCAAAGCAGUGGAUAAGUGAUAGAAUGUGUUACUCUCCUAUAUGGGAGUAUGUACCUUUGAUUAAGUCAUGCAGUUCUAAAUGGUGUCCAUUAUUGUAGCACUGUGGUCGGAAUAAGUGCAACUAUUUGGGCAAACGUGAAUGGGUCAGUUUAUAUCAGCUUUGCUGUUUUUUUUUUUAAGUAUUGAUAAUAUUGAGAGAUCAAUUAUUUUGACAACCCUACUAUAUACAUAGUUGGCCACAACUAGGUUCAUUUUUGAAGCCUAACAAGGAGCAUUGAACAUUAAGAGUCCUUUUUACACUACGAUGUUAGAUUUUAUCUGCUAACCAGAGAACUUUGAGUUUCAUGAUGAUGUAUAGUGGACAAUUUCUUACCAUGCCUUUCACACUACUCUUUUUAUCAAGGAGAAAUGUCUUUUUAUUUAUAAAUAUAGUUUUAUGAUAAAUGCA